Messenger RNA from Penicilliopsis zonata CBS 506.65, 1146 nucleotides. RefSeq lists its product as hypothetical. Gene Ontology annotation, biological process: transport. The transcript has 5 exons. Gene Ontology annotation, molecular function: transporter activity. The record is from RefSeq and is a predicted model, not a curated record. Bases 1 to 1146 code for a protein of 381 amino acids. Lineage: Eukaryota; Fungi; Ascomycota; Eurotiomycetes; Eurotiales; Aspergillaceae.
AUGGGCUGGCCGUCGUGCAAUGCCACCGAGGAGUACCUGACGAUCCACGAGGUCGACCUCUGGGAUGGAGGCAUCACCUUCCACACCCUCUGCAUCAUCCUGUGUGCCAUCUUCACCGUCAUCUCCUUCAUCCUCGCCGGCAUCCUCAUCGCCGGCCACGCCCUGCACUACAGCCGCCCCAACGAGCAGCGCUACAUCAUCCGCAUCCUGUUCAUGGUCCCCAUCUACGCCCUCACCUCCUUCCUGUGCGUCUACUUCUACAAGGAGUCCGUCUACUACGAGCUCAUCGGCGACUGCUACGAGCCCUUCGCCAUCGCCUCCUUCUUCACCCUGCUCUGCUACUACAUCGCCCCGGAUCUGCACUCCCAGAAGGACUACUUUCGCCAGAUCCAGCCCGUCCCCUGGGUCUGGCCCUUGCCCUGGCUGCAGAAGUGCUGCGGCGGCGAGCGCGGCUGCUGGCGCACCCCGCGCUCCGGCCUGACCUGGUUCAAUGUCAUCUGGAUCGGUGUCUUCCAGUAUUGUUUCCUGCGGGUUGCCAUGACCAUCAUCGCCGUCGUCGCCCAGUACUACCAGCUCUACUGCGAGGAUUCCGACGACCCGGCCUUUGCACACGUCUGGGUCCUCAUCAUUGAAUCCAUCGCCGUCACAAUCGCCAUGUACUGUUUGAUCCAGUUCUACGUCCAGAUCAAGAAUGACAUUGCCCGUUACCGCCCCUUCCUCAAGUUGCUGUGCAUCAAGCUCGUCAUUUUCCUGUCUUUCUGGCAGUCGACCAUCAUCGAUUUCCUCACUUCUUCCGGUGUCGUCAAGUCUUCCGCCAAGGUCCACCUGCAGGAUUGGAAUGUCGCCCUGCCCAACCUGCUCAUCGCCAUCGAGAUGUCUUUCUUCGCCCUCCUGCAUUUCUGGGGCUUCCCCUGGCGCCCCUACAUGAUCGGCAAAGACCAGCCCCUGACCGACCCUACGGACCCGACCGCUUUCCCCGCGCACUACUACGGCCCUGCCCGCGCCCUCUUCGACGCCUGCAACCCCUGGGAUCUCUGCAAGGCGACCGCCCGUGGUUUCCGCUGGCUGUUUGUCGGUCGCAAGUCGCGUACCGCCGAUCCCAGCUACCAACUGGCCAACCGCCAGUCGGUUGAGGGUCGACAAUAA